AAGGGCUUCAUUGUAAGCUACGAUGCUAAUUUACGGUGUUAAAGUCUCUCUAACAAAGCCUGACAAAAUCUGCAGUUCAAAUGGUAUCUGUAUACUGUCAUUCGGUCGGGGGCUUACUUUUGACAGGGCAACGAGAUGAAGAAGCAGAGGGAGAGCCAGUGCACUCAGAAGACCAUCUCAUUGCUGAGCCCCCUGGGGACGAUCCAAGUCAGUGGAUGUGAGAAUGGUGUGCACACCAUCCAGAUCCUAAUGGAUGUCGCACCUGCUGAAAGGAGCAGCGAGGUCCCCCUGAGCUGUGUGGUCAAUGAUAGCCCGGCAGAAACGAGCCCCGAGUUGCGGUGCUGCGUUGAAUGGCUCCAGGCGUACUUCAGUGAGCCGCAGACCACUGGGAGUCUCCCGUUCCCUGCCUUUCACCACCCCGCCCUGCAAGGAGACGCGUUCACCAGCCGCGUGUUGCAGAUACUGCUGAGGGAUGUGAAGUUUGGAGAGACGGUCUCGUACAAACGCCUCGCUGAGAUGGCGGGAAACCCCAGAGCGGCGCGGGCGGUGGGAGGGGCCAUGAGGAAGAACCCGGUUCCUCUCCUCAUCCCCUGCCACCGAGUAAUUUCUAGCAGUGGACAGAGUGGGCCGUACAUGAGCGGCAAGGGCGACCAUCUCAAACAAUGGCUGCUCACCCAUGAGAGGCAGUGAAGGGAAGGCUUAAGCAUGACAGAGGCCAACUGUCCUCCAUUCAGUACAUAGUCACACACACAAGGCCGGGAUUUCUUUUUAAGAACACAAAACAGGGCCAUAAAGUUUAGCGUUCUUGGCACACUCUGUGGAACAACUUGAGCUGCUUGUAGAUAUUCAGUUUAUUCUCCUUUUUUAAAUCUAAGAAUAGAGAUGCUGCAUAGUUAAUGUGAUACAGAGUUGUUGCAGAAUUAGAAUGUACAAAAAUAACUUAAACAGAGAAGAGUAGGAAUUACAAACAUAAUGCUCCCGUGGGUCUCCAUUGCGUUUGCCAGAUAGUGCUGGAAUGGUUUUUCUAAAGAAUUAUUAUUCCCUUAAAAAUAUGUCUCUUGCAUUGUUGUUGUUGUUGUUUUUUUUUCCUAAGCAGAAUUAGUCUUUGUACCUCUCGUUGGUUUUUUAAUUUCCUGCCAAGUGAAUGCUUUGUUCAACAUCCAAUGAUAAAGGCUCUGAAUUGUACUGCUACAAAGCUUUGUAGUGAAGCAUUUGUUUUGUCUUCAUUUAGAUCUCAUUGUUUGCUCUCGCCUUAUAAUCCACCUAGAGUGGAGAUGUCUUAUGCAUUAUAUACUUUACUUUUGUUACCUUAGACAUGUUUAAAUAAAUACAUCUCAAAAUGACAAA
Molecule: messenger RNA, 1347 nt
Organism: Sander lucioperca (pikeperch)
Lineage: Eukaryota; Metazoa; Chordata; Actinopteri; Perciformes; Percidae
Gene: mgmt
Product: O-6-methylguanine-DNA methyltransferase
Exons: 5
Coding region: 136-690 (184 amino acids)
Biological process (GO): DNA repair
Cellular component (GO): nucleus
Molecular function (GO): methylated-DNA-[protein]-cysteine S-methyltransferase activity
Source: RefSeq, a predicted model, not a curated record